AAAUUAUUCAUUCCAAAACUUGCAAGUGUAGAAGUAACAUCUCCAAACUGUUAAUACUGAAGUUUUUGCUUAUUUUUGGAAAUUUUCAUAAGAAAACAAACCAAUUUCUACAAUCGUUUGAUACUUUGGCAGCGUUAGAAAUGUUAACCGAACGAAAGUACACCCCCCUCAUACCACAUAGAGGUCCACCAAUGAAGCCAACCCGGAUUCCCAUACCCAUUAGAUACAAAAAGCAACAGCUCGAAAAACUCCGUGAUGAGAAAUUGAUGCGCCAAGUGAAAAUGGUCAAGGAGAAGGCCAUAUCGAUUACAGAAAAUCACACAGAUAUUCCCUCGUCGUUGAGGCGCACAGAGUUAACAUUUUGGGUGGCCCUUAAGCAGCUGAUCGAGUAUUUUGAGAAUAUCCUGGAUCCAGAUGCAACCGAAUCUUCUCCUAAAAAGUCAUUUGCUAAUUUUGAAAAGAGCCCGAAAUCGGAAGAGCAGUUGACCUUUGAGGCUAUGGAGAAGCUUAUCAAUAGCGAUCAAAAGCCCGAGGAUCAGAAACUCCAAGAGUUUAGACGCGAGCAAAAGGCCGUUGAGAAGAAGUUCCAUGCGGGACUGGAGAGAUUGCGUGCCGUUUUCGAUUUUAUAACAAAGCAGAGGCAAGCCCAGGCAGAAAUAUGCUGGGAAAUCUAUCAGAAGGCCGAGGGAAAGGACCUUCAAGAGGUUCUAUCAUCGAUUGCCAUCGAUAAGGAACACCUUCUCCUGGAACUGAAACAUGUUGUAGCUGCCUCUGCCUCUGUCUCAGAAGACUUGCAAUCAAAGCCACAGGCCACAGUGUGGGACUCAUUCAAGGAAGUUGCCAUACAUUGGGGUAACCUCUUGCUGGAGCAGAUGAAUUAAAAUAUAUAUUCCUGCCACAUUACUUUGUUGCCAAAAUUUAAAAGGUUCUUCUAUAAAUAUAUAUAAAAAAAAAAACAUUUUGGAUUU
Drosophila kikkawai is the source of this 968-nucleotide messenger RNA. RefSeq lists its product as uncharacterized. Lineage: Eukaryota; Metazoa; Arthropoda; Insecta; Diptera; Drosophilidae. The record is from RefSeq and is a predicted model, not a curated record.